AUGCGCAACCCCAGAGCACGAGAUUUCACCGGCGGCGCAAUGGAGGCAGCGUCUGCGCGCAUGGCCGCCCGGGAUCGUUACGGCGCAUUUGGGGAGCAGGCCCCAAGCUCUCCACUGCAGCGCUUCAUAAUACAAGCAUGCGAUCCGCAAAACUUUGAACCGAACCUAGCCUUGAACCUGGAGAUCGCCGAUUUAAUCAACAGCAAGAAAGGAACUGCACCUCGGGAAGCAGCCGUCACAAUCGUGCACUAUGUCAAUCACCGCAACCAGAACGUCGCCCUCCUCGCGCUCAAUCUUCUAGACAUAUGCGUAAAGAACUGCGGCUACCCAUUCCACCUCCAGAUCAGCACCAAGGAGUUUCUUAAUGAGCUCGUCCGCCGCUUCCCCGAGCGUCCACCGAUACAUUCGUCGCGCGUCCAGAACAAGAUCCUCGAACUCAUAGAAGAAUGGCGGCAAACAAUAUGUCAGACGUCAAGAUAUAAGGACGAUCUAGGUUUCAUCAGGGACAUGCACAGGUUGCUGAGUUACAAAGGUUACAUAUUUCCAGAAGUACGCAAGGAAGAUGCAGCCGUUCUCAACCCAAGCGACAACCUUCGAUCCGCAGAAGAGAUGGAGGCCGAGGAGCGCGAGGCACAGUCGGCAAAACUUCAGGAAUUGAUUAGACGAGGGGGCCCACAAGACUUGCAAGAAGCAAACAAGCUCAUGAAGGUCAUGGCGGGAUACGAUACAAGGAACAAGACGAACUGGCGCGCAAAAGCCGCUGAGGAAGUUGGGCGGAUCCAACAGAAAGCCAAGAUACUGGAAGAGAUGUUGCAAAGCUACAAGCCAGGCGACGAAAUCAAGGAGGGCGAUGUUUUCGAGGAGCUAGCCAAUGCCCUCCAAAGUGCUCAGCCAAAGAUCCAGAAGAUGUGCGAAGAAGACUCGGAAGAUCACGAGGCAGUAGCCAAGCUGUUCGAAAUCAACGAUAGCAUCCACCGCACGAUAGAACGAUACAAGCUUUUCAAGAAGGGAGAUAUCGAAGCAGCGAAUAAGAUACCCCAAGGAACGCUUGGGCGCACUGGUGCAGGUGUAUCACAGGGUCCAAAUAAUACGCUGAAUCUCAUUGACUUUGGGGAUCCCGAGCCUGCUCCUGCUGCAACCACAGACUCAGCAGCAACCUCACAACAACCUACAGCAAAGGGCAAUGCCUUGGAAGACGAUUUACUAGGCCUGUCUUUGAGUGGAGACAACUAUGGACAGUCUGGUAGCAUCUCAUUAGGAGGCUCCAACGGCUCAGUUCUCGGUAUGUCUGGAAUGCCCGUCCCAAAAUCGCAAGUCCAGCAAAAAACCUCCGCACAAGCGAUCAACGACCUCUUUGCAGCAGGGCCAACCUCGACGCCACCACAGAUAUCAACACCGCCGCCAUCAACAUUUGCACAGGCCCCCGCUCAGCCGGUACGCACACCUGAUCCUUUUGCGUCCCUGUCUGGUGGAGCACCGCGACAAGCAUCCCCGUUUCAAUACCAACAAUCAGUCAAGCCUUCGCCACCUGCGUCCGCUGCUGUUGACCUGCUAGGUGGCGCCAUCGCUCCGCCGACGUCCAAUGUGACACAGGAGAGUGCUGCCGAUGACGAGGAUGAGUGGACCUUUGCCUCUUCGGUACCUGACACCAGCAAGGAGAUCACUGUAACCAACACUACAGUGAAUGUGCUUUUUAACGUCUCGCGAGAGAACGACACAUGUUUGUUAAUCCAAUCGCGGAUAUCUAACAAUACAUCAUUGCCAAUUUCCGGACUUACACUGCAAGUCGCAGCAUCUAAGGGUGCCCAACUGCAAUUGGAGCCGCAAUCCGGUGUGAAUCUCGCGCCCAACCAGAAGUUUGGUAUUACACAGAACAUUAGAGUCAACAACGUACGAAUAGGAACAGGCAGUAGCGUAAAGAUGAGGUGGAAAGCAUCGUACUCGCUUGGUGGCCAACAGAAAAAUGAGAUGGGCGAGAUUCCAAGCCUAGGUGUCUCAUAG
Molecule: messenger RNA, 2001 nt
Organism: Plenodomus lingam JN3
Lineage: Eukaryota; Fungi; Ascomycota; Dothideomycetes; Pleosporales; Leptosphaeriaceae
Biological process (GO): protein transport to vacuole involved in ubiquitin-dependent protein catabolic process via the multivesicular body sorting pathway; Golgi to endosome transport; Golgi to vacuole transport
Cellular component (GO): trans-Golgi network
Molecular function (GO): phosphatidylinositol binding; ubiquitin binding
Source: RefSeq, a predicted model, not a curated record